AUGGCCGAGCAGAUUAGCGAGAUUUGCAAGCCCAUUUUGGAUGGUGUGUACAAAUUACGCAAUGAGGCAGGUAACGACGCGUCGUAUGUGUUCCAGGAGCCCGUUGACAGGCGCUUGGUUGACUACUACCGUAUCAUCAAACGCCCCAUGGCCUUGAGUAAUAUCCGCGACAAUCUCAAGGCCAACCGCUACACAAACAUAUCGCAGUUCAUCACAGAUAUGGCACAGGUUACUCACAACGCCCGGAUCUAUAACGCUCCUGAGUCCUUCAUUUAUACCGACGCUCUGGUGCUGGAUGGGUAUCUGCGAGAGCAGAUUGCCAAGCUAGCGGCUAAGCAGAUAUUCGACCCUGCGGAUCUGGCUUAUCCUGAUUUGGGACCACUUCCAGAUCACUCGGCUGCUGCAAAUUAUGACUAUGAUAGUGAUUCGAUGUCUGACAGCGACAGCGACGACGAUGGCUCAAGAAGAUUACGGCGGCGUCCCAUGCGCAGGUCCGUGCUUUUGGGCCGCAGAAAGCGUCAAGAGGAAGAGGAAGAGGAAGAGAGAUCAGUUGCUGAGGGCCGUAAACGCCGUGGCCGGCCACCGACUGUCGACAAGCCUCACGAGCAUCGUAUCAAGGCUAUUUUGCGGGCGAUUCGUCGGGAACGUGAUGUGGAAACUGGAAGGGCCCUCUACCUUGAGUUUGAAAAACUGCCCGACCCCAAGCUGUUCAGCGACUAUUACACUAUAAUCAGUGAUCCUAUGACUUUGGAUGCAGUUCGAAAGAAUAUCAAACGCCGAAAGUACUUUAGCGUGGAAGCGUUUUUGAACGAUAUGAAUCUCAUUUUUAAUAAUGCCAAACAAUACAAUGCAGAAUCAUCAUUGAUCUACCAAGACGCUGUGCACUUGCAACAGGUUCUAGCUGCUGUUGCUGAUGAGGAGCUUCGCAAACCUGAUUCGGCCUAUCAAGAUCCAGACUCGAACUCAAAGACUUCGAGAUUGCCUUUAGACUCGGUUGAACAUCGUGGAGAAACCUACAAGGUUGGAGAUUGGGUGCACUUGAGCAAUGCUAACGACCCAGCCAAGCCGAUUAUUGGCCAGGUGUUUCGUCUGUGGCAAGAAGGCGGCGACAAAUGGGUCAACGUCUGUUGGUAUUAUCGGCCUGAGCAGACGGUCCAUCGUUUUGACAAACUGUUUUAUGAAAACGAGGUUAUGAAGAGUGGCCAGUAUCGAGAUCACAAAGUCGAUGAGAUUCUCGAAAAGUGCUUUGUUAUGUAUAUCACAAAAUACCAGCGGGGACGACCAACAGGAAUUGGUCAACGCUCGGUAUACUGCUGCGAGAGUCGUUACAACGAAGCAGAGAAGACUUUCAACAAAAUCAGGACAUGGAAAGCUUGCAUUCCUGACGAGGUACGGUCCACAGAUUACCCCAUGGAUCUGUUUGAUCGUCCCCGCCAGCUGCGCAGGGUCGUCAGUCCCAUCAAGCAAAUGCUGCCUGCUGAUGCCAAAGACACAGACCCCAUGCCCGAGCCCAGGAUGGGUGCUCCUAAUGCUCCUCCGAUUGUUGGCGGUGUUUACAAACGACCAAUCGACCCCAAUGAUCCUCCAGAGCAACCUACUCCGUUGUCGCCGGCGUCUGCGCCACGUUCAGCUUCUCCUGCAGCCCCUACGGUCAAUGGCAACGGCGGCCCUCGUUAUCCUCCUGCCUCCACGGUUGCCUCAACAGUACCUAGCGGUGCUAAUACUCCAACUCCUGGACCACUGCCCAGCAUGCCCGGAGGUCCUGUGCAAAUGGACAUGAUGGCCGCACCGCUGAACGGUGGUAAUGCUGGCGCGGGCGCUGGCACUGGCUUUAACGGACCGCCCGUAACUAUGCCUAGUGCGUAUGCUUUGCCGGAGCCGGUUGUGGGCCAGCUCCCUGAGCGGCAGUUGGCUAAUGUUGCCAAACUCAAGGACGGCCAAAUCAUCUGGUUCCCGUCCUGUCCAGUUUGGAUUUCGCACCGCAUUCUCUCGAACCCGCUCCCGCCGGCUGCUGAAUUCGGGCUGCCCAAAACCGGGCUCACGUUGGCGUCAGGAUUCGGAUUCUCAGCUAAAUAUUUGGCGUGGAAGGCCCGGCAGAAGAACGGCAACUGA
This is a messenger RNA of Wickerhamiella sorbophila, 2112 nucleotides long. RefSeq names its product Chromatin structure-remodeling complex subunit RSC1. Gene Ontology annotation, biological process: chromatin remodeling. Lineage: Eukaryota; Fungi; Ascomycota; Dipodascomycetes; Dipodascales; Trichomonascaceae. Gene Ontology annotation, molecular function: protein binding; chromatin binding. The transcript has a single exon. The record is from RefSeq and is a predicted model, not a curated record. Bases 1 to 2112 code for a protein of 703 amino acids. Gene Ontology annotation, cellular component: RSC-type complex.